This is a messenger RNA of Cordyceps fumosorosea ARSEF 2679, 717 nucleotides long. RefSeq lists its product as hypothetical. The transcript is spliced from 3 exons. Lineage: Eukaryota; Fungi; Ascomycota; Sordariomycetes; Hypocreales; Cordycipitaceae. The record is from RefSeq and is a predicted model, not a curated record. The coding region runs from base 1 to 717 and encodes 238 amino acids.
AUGCCUCAUCACCAGAGACGCAAGUCCGGUCACGGCCACGGCGGUGCCACCGACACCCGCAAGUCCGACUCCUCGAGACAGGUCCGUCCUACACUGUCACGCCGAUACACUCCCACAACGAUACAACGCUCGUCGAGGACUCCGCGUUACGAAUCGUCUUCAGAAGACGAAAGCUUCCCACAAUUCUGCAUGUCUUGCGAGAAGCAAUUCCUCCCUGCCAGUGACAACUUUCUCUACUGCUCUGAAAGCUGCCGCCGAUCCGACCAAUCCUCCUCGUACUCUGCAUCGUACAGCUCUUACAACGGUGCCAACGAUUACAGCCUGGCUCGCCGCCAAUCAUACUACGCUUCCGACUCCGAGCCCAAGGACAUCAUCCCCCAGGCUUCACCAUCGAGGCCCGGAUCCAUGCUUUUUGCGACGUCACCUCCCGCGACUCCCGGCACAUACUACGGAUCCAAGCCGGAGUCCGCCCUCUCCGCACUCCGUUCGCUGACGGCGAUCCACCCGCCCAGCCCACCUUCACCAACGGGAAGCACGGGCGGAUUCUGGCCCUUUGGAAAGAGCGCCGCCACAAGCCCCAGCUCGUCCUAUGCCCGCCAGCACAUGCUCAGCAUGGAAGGCGGCUACCCCUACCACAGCUCAAUCGACCGCCCGCUUCCGUCGAGGUCGUCCCGCCGCAAGAGCAGCGAGCUCGUUACUCCCAUAGUUGGCCGAUGA